Molecule: messenger RNA, 4071 nt
Organism: Lacerta agilis (Sand lizard)
Lineage: Eukaryota; Metazoa; Chordata; Lepidosauria; Squamata; Lacertidae
Product: IgGFc-binding protein-like
Exons: 10
Coding region: 1-4008 (1335 amino acids)
Cellular component (GO): extracellular matrix
Molecular function (GO): protein binding
Source: RefSeq, a predicted model, not a curated record
AUGGGUGACCCACACUACAGCACUUUUGAUGGACACAAGUAUGACUUCCAAGGAACCUGCACCUACACUUUUGUCAAGACACGUGCUGAAAGCUUCGGACUUCCAUCUUUCCAUAUCUUUGCCAAGAAUGAAAACCGGGGGAACAAAGCAGUGUCCUAUGUGACAGUGGUGACGACUGAGGUUUAUGGAUACACCAUCACCAUGACCAGAUCAGAAAUUGGUUUUGUACAGGUCAAUGGUAUCCGGGCACACUUGCCCAUUUAUCUGAAGGAUGGGAACUUGCAAAUUUUGCAGGUUGGCACAUCUGUCCUACUUUCCACUGACUUCCAGCUGAAGGUAUCUUAUGACUGGAAUCACCACCUCCGCGUCACCAUCAGCAGUGCUUAUCAGGAGGCUGUCGGUGGCCUAUGUGGGAAUUAUAAUGAGAAUCCCAGUGAUGACUUCGAAACCCCUGCAGGCACCACAGCUCCUAACAUUCCAGCCUUCGGUGAAAGCUGGGUGGUGACGACUGAUGGCAGCCUUUGCUGGCAUGAUUGCAAUGGGCCUUGUAAGCCUUGUGAAUCCGAUCAGGCCGAGAAGUACGAGUCAGAGGCCUACUGUGGUCUGCUAACCAAGGUUUCCAAUGGCCCCUUUGCUUCUUGCCAUGCCAAGGUGCCCCCCACAAUCUACUUUACGAACUGUGUGUUUGACGUCUGCUCCACCAAAGGGAACAAACAGUCCUUGUGUGAUAUCCUGGCAGCCUAUGCCGAUGCCUGCCAGAGCGAGGGAGCCCAAAUUGGUGACUGGAGAAGGGACUCUGGAUGCUAUCUGGAGUGUCCUCCGAACAGCCAGUACCAAAUCUGUGGAACAGCCUGCCCUGCCACCUGCAUGGAUGACCAAACUCAAGGGCCAAAGCUCUGCCCAGCUGUGUGCGUCGAAGGCUGCCAGUGCCUUGCGGGUUUUGUGCUGAGCCAAGGAUCAUGCAUCCCCGAAAGCAGCUGCGGUUGUGUGUACGAAGGGCGACCCUAUGCCCCCAAUGAGGCUUUCUGGGCGGAUGACCUGUGCCAGAAGCGUUGUGUGUGCAAUCCGUCCAGUAGAGUGGUGGAGUGUUCAGCUAGUGCUUGCAAACCAACAGAACGGUGCCAAGUGGUCAAAGGCGUGCGGGGAUGCUAUCCGACUGGAAACAGCACAUGCUCUGCAUCCGGGGAUCCCCACUACUGGACCUUUGACAAAAAGAGAUUUGAUUUCCAAGGGCCCUGUGCCUACGUGCUUGCUGAGGUUUUCAACAGUCCCCAGGACCUGGAAGGGUUCAGCGUCUAUGUUCAAAAUGAACACCGGGGAAAUGCUGCUGUGACCUGGACCCGGAGUGUUCAAGUCAACGUCUAUGAUGUUGAGAUUAUAGUCAGCAGGCAACAUUCCGGCAAAGUCUUGGUCGAAGGCUUGCUCACCUUCCUUCCCUUUAGUGCAGCUGGAGGAAAAAUCAAGUUAUAUAGGAGCGGCCUGGAUGCUGUGAUUGAGACUGACUUUGGCCUCGUGGUGACCUUUAACUGGGAUAGCAAGGUAUCAGUCACGGUGCCCAACACCUAUGCCAACAUCCUGCGUGGCCUGUGUGGAAACUUCAACGGGAACCCUGAAGAUGAUGCCCUUGUGCCUGGCAGCAUCCUCACUCCCGACAGGCCAGUAUUUGGUGGCAGUGGAAUUGAGAGCAUUGACCCAAAAUGCAAGGAGAUAGUGGACCCCAAAUGCCCAGGGAUGGAAGAAUUAGCAGCCCAGCAGCGUGCAGCAGGCCAGGAAUGUGGGCUUAUUCUGGCCAAGGAUGGGCCCUUCCGGGAGUGCCACGGCCAGGUUGACGAAGAAGGCGCCUUCCAAGAUUGCAUUUACGACUUUUGUUUCUACAAGGGACGCUAUGCCUUCAUGUGUGCAGCCAUCGCCAGUUAUGCCAAAGACUGCCAAGCUGUUGGGGUCACCAUAUACCCCUGGAGGUCUGCAACCUUCUGCCCCCCACCCUGUCCGCUCAACAGUCACUAUGAACAUUGCGCCACGGCCUGUGACCAGACCUGCAGCAGCCUGUAUGUCCCGCCUCGAUGCCCGGAGAAGUGCGAGGAGGGCUGUGUCUGCAAUGAGGGCUUUGUCAGGAGCACUGACACUUGCGUCCCUAUGUCUGAGUGUGGGUGCUUCUACAAGGGACGCUACUAUCCAGCCUUGGAAUAUUUCUAUCCAACUUGUGAGGAACGUUGCAGGUGCCAGGCUGGUGGAAACGUGGUGUGUCAUACCGCUCCCUGCACCCCCAAUGAAGAGUGCAAAACGGUGGAAGGGUACCGCAAGUGCUUCGCAGUUGGAAACGCCACCUGCUCAGUUGUUGGUGACCUCUAUCUGUCCUUUGAUGGCCAAAUCAUUAACUUCCAGGGCACCUGCACUUACUUCUUAACCAAGCUACACAAGCCAACCCAGAGCUUGAAACCCCUAGCUGUUAUUGUCAAGAAUGAGCCUUGGGGCAAUGGGAAGAUCACACAUGCCACGAUGGUCUAUGUGGAGGUCCUUGACUUUCAGGUUGUUAUGCUGCUGAACAAAUGGGGAGUAGUGCUGGUGGAUGGAGUAUUGCAACGCCUCCCUGUGAAUCUUUUGUCUGGGCACCUCAGAAUCUUUCAGCACGGGAUCGGUAUCACAAUAGACUCCACCUUUGGCUUUGCACUGACCUACGACCUGUAUUCCCAUGUGAGGGUCACUAUUCCCAGCAUCUACCAGGACUACGUAGGUGGCUUGUGUGGGAACUACAAUGGAGACAAGAGUGACGAUCUCCAGCUCCCUGAUGGCACUGUGGUCACUGAUGUGAAUAAAUUUGCUGUUGCCUGGAAACUUCCAAUUGUUGAUGAAUCCUGCACAGAUGGGUGUGUUGCAGAGGGCUGCUUAGUUUGUGAGGAGGAGAAGAAAGAACCUUUCAAACAGCUCAGCUCCUGUGGGCUCCUCACUGCAUCCAAUGGUCCAUUCAGUGCAUGCCAUGCCAUAGUGAACCCCGAGCCAUAUCUGGACAACUGCAUCAAUGACCUGUGUGUAGGAGGUGGUGACCAACAGAUCCUGUGCCAGAGCCUCCAGAGCUACAUGAAAGCCUGCCAGGAGGCCAGGGUCCCUAUUGAGCCUUGGAGAAGUGCAACCUUCUGCCCCGUGACUUGCCCUGCCAACAGUUAUUAUACCACUUGUUCCAACAUUUGUGAAACCAACUGUGCUGGACUGACUGACCACAUUCGAUGCCCGGAAUACUGUGUCGAGGGCUGCCAGUGUGAUGUUGGCUUCUUCUUUGAUGGCCUCAAAUGCAUCUCCUUGGAUGAGUGUGGCUGCUUUGAGCGUGGCAGAUAUUUCCCACCUGAUGAACCUGUGGUGCUCAAUGACUGUAAGGAGAAAUGCAUCUGCACUGCAGCUGGAGGGUUCAGGUGUGAGGCCAUCACUUGCCAAGGAGAAGAAACUUGUGAGGUGAUUGAUGGCAUCAUGCGAUGCUACGGGAAAGAGUACCACUGCUCCCUGAUACCCGGAGCUCAACUAUCUACCUUUGAUGGCCUUUCUGGGAAUGUCCCUGCUCCUGGCUCCUUUCAACUGACUUCCCUUUGUGACAUCAACUCAGAUUAUUGGUUCCGUGUGAUUGUGGAAGUUUCGUCAUGUCCGCCCAAUGGAGCAGUCACUGCCAACUUGCUCUAUUUCUUCUACAAGGGUCUAUUUAUUACUGUGAAUAGACAGAAGGAGGCCUGGGUGAAUGGGCUGCCAGUUCAGAUCCCAUCCAAAAUCACAGAGUCAAUAAUAUUUAAUCUGUCUGGUGAAGUCAUAACCCUGAGUUCACCUCAAGUUCAAGUAAAACUGAACCUAGCUGGAGGAGUGCAGGUGACUGCUAGUCCAGAUUUGAAAGGACAAGUAUGUGGGGCAUGUGGAAACUUCAACAAUGAUCAGACGGAUGACCUAAUUGGUCCAAAUGAAGUGAAAGUAACUGAUGUUCCUGCAUUGUUGACGUCUUGGACAGCCAGAGAUUUCACCCCCUGGUAAGUUAGCUUAUGAAUGCUCCUCCUUGUGGAUGACUGAAUGGAGGCCAUCAAAAAGAACUACACU